GUCAAUUUGUCAGCUGUCACACUAGAAUGGAGAAUGAGUUUGAGUAUAAAUUAUAUAAAUAGAUAGGUAUAUUUAUUUUUAAAGUGAUAUUUUUAAUGUGAAAUAUAUUAAGUUGUUUCUAAAUUUUUAUGUACAAUAUGGAAACCAAAGUAGCAGUAGUCACAGGUAGUAACAAAGGCAUAGGAUUCGAAAUCGUGAAAGGUCUAUGUCGAAAGAUUGGUGCUGUUUACCUAACUGCAAGAAAUGAAGAAAGAGGACGAGAAGCUGUGGAAAAACUGGAGAAGUUGGGACUGCGACCUUUAUUUCAUGUUCUAGACGUAACUGAUGAAACAAGUAUACAGGAAUUCGCGAAUUAUAUUUCGACACAUCACGCUGGAAUCGACAUCUUAGUGAACAACGCCGGUAUUUUAGAUUUCGACAAAUCAGUUACAUCGUAUGAAGAUGCCAAGAGGCUUAUGGACACAAACUUUUACAGCCUUUUAUCGAUAUCAAAAAUAUUGUAUCCGCUCUUAUCAAAUAACGCGCGCGUCAUUAAUAUGAGCAGCGACUGGGGCUUGUUGUCUAACAUUAGGAAACAAGUGUGGUUGGACACACUAGUGAAGGACAACCUCACAACUGUGGAGAUUUCACAAUUCGUGGAGGACUUUCUUCAGGCUGUUAAGAAUGGAAAAAAUUCAUUUGUGUCCUUCGCUGGACAUUAUAGUGAUUAUAAAGUGUCCAAAGUCGCCAUGUCGGCUCUAACGUUCGUCCAGCAAAAAGAAUUUAUAAAGCAAGGGAAAGACAUAUCUGUUAACUGUGUUCAUCCAGGCUUCGUCAAAACUGAUAUGACAAAAGGAAUGGGUGAUUUUUCUCCAGAACGUGGGGCGAAAGCUCCGCUCUACUUGGCGGUGGAUGCUCCGCAGUCCCUCAAAGGCACGUUUGUGUGGCACGAUUGUCACCAAGUGAACUGGGAUGAUUAGACUUUGAAGAAAUUUAAUUAUUGUUUUCAAUUCUGUGAUAAAAGUGUCACACACUUAAACUUUAAUAUAUGUUUUUUU
This is a messenger RNA of Bicyclus anynana (squinting bush brown), 1037 nucleotides long. Its product is annotated as carbonyl reductase [NADPH] 3-like. The record is from RefSeq and is a predicted model, not a curated record. Lineage: Eukaryota; Metazoa; Arthropoda; Insecta; Lepidoptera; Nymphalidae. Gene Ontology annotation, molecular function: carbonyl reductase (NADPH) activity. The transcript has a single exon. The coding region runs from base 129 to 959 and encodes 276 amino acids.